Molecule: messenger RNA, 1206 nt
Organism: Linum trigynum
Lineage: Eukaryota; Viridiplantae; Streptophyta; Magnoliopsida; Malpighiales; Linaceae
Source: the annotation of a GenBank genome assembly
UAAUGACUAUUACACUAAUUCUGGAAUUCAAGAAAUGUGAUGAAAGUCAAGUUGUAGUCAUUCUAGAAUUCAAGAGUACUUCCAUAGAGGGUAAAGAAAUCGAGUUUGUUGUCUUCUUUAUAGUUUUUUUUUUUGCGUCCUCCUCAGGGUUUGUAGUCAGUUUGAUUCUUUUGCUUUUGGUUUUUGUGACUGCCACCAUGAAUGAUAGAAUACUAGUUUCAUUGAUUUUUACCUCAUCUCUUGGUAAAUGAACUAGGCACCUAUGUGGCUUAUAUGCAUAUGGCUCUAAUCUAGUACAGGCAAGGACACGGGAAUUGACUUGAAUGUUGGUUUAGAUUGGGGAAGGAAUUAUGGAGAUGAUACCGGUGGUGUUAGGGAUAGUGACGAUAUGGAGGACAAUGUCGACACCAGCAAUAGUGAUUCUGAGGAUGAUAAUAACACUAACAUUGGUGAUGAUGAUAAGGAGAACAUCUUAGAUGAGCAUUUGCACAACUUCGAAACACAUCCACACAGCUCAGAUACACCUCUAUACAAAGAUGCUGCAAAUCCAGCCAAGGCUCCACCGUCCUCGAGUAUGUAUGACUCGACCCUGCUUGAUAAAGUCGGGAAUGGGAAGCCAUAUGCUAAAUGGGAGUCGGAUGAUGUUGUGGGUUAUGAGUUUGAAACCCUUCUAGAGGCUGACAAGUUCUAUUCAACUUAUGUUUGUGACAUGGGAUUCAGCGUACGAAAGAACACUCACACAUAUUCAAAAUAAGGAGUUAAAAAUAUACAACGAUGGGUUUUCUCAUGCGAGGGGGAGUGUCAGCCAGUGCACAAUGACAAGGAGAACAGAAAGCAUGAACCUAGGCCUGUAACAAGGCUCCAUUUUCCAGCUUCUUUCAAAGUCAAUUUGGUCUAGGCAACUAACCGAUUCAAGGUGAAGCAGUUUGUACCAACACAUUUUCAUCACUUAGCUGGAGCACAUGAAGUGCAGUUUUUGAGUUCUCAUCGCAAGGUAGAUGACGCAAGUAAGGCUCAGAUUCAAUCACUUAGGGCUGUUGGUGUUCGCACCAAUCAAAUCAUGGAUUAUCUAGUGAAUUGUGCGGGAAGGUUUCAGAACUUGAGUUUCACUAAGACUGAUGUCUACAAUUUUGUUAGUGCAACUACCGAUCCUCAUUUUUAUUGUUGAUAAACAGUAAGUUAUGGUAAUGAACUAGGCAAUAUGUU